AUGGAUGAAAUAGUUGAAACUUUGGAUCAGGUAUUUCAGUUGAGGCCAAAUGGUGCCGACCAGCGUCACGAAUCAGUCGCAAGUAGCGAUGACAAUGCAGAGAUUGACAAUCUAAAUGGACCAGAAGAUGAUUUCGAAGCAACCAGCGUUGAAGCUACAUUCGCGAAUGAACAGUCACUUGUUUUUGUUGAAGAAAGCUCUCAAAGUUCAUCUUCUGGACUUGGUUCAGAUUCUAGAAAACGAAAUGCACAGCCACAUGCUCCGGGUAAUCACAUAUCACCUGAUCAUAUUACUUGGAGAGCUGGUUUACCAACCAAUCGUCCUAUGGUUCAUUCCAUCGCUUGUUCGGCAUCUGGGGAUUUUGUCGCCGCUGGACUCGAAAGCAGUACCAUUGAAUUAUUUGCCGGGAAUGGAAAACGUCUUAACCACUCGGAAUCACUCUAUGGACAUAAUGGCGGAGUAUCUGCUUUACAUUUUAUCAAUGAUUCAUACCUUGUUAGCGGUGGAAAUGAUCGAAAUAUAUUUAUCUGGACGUUGGGUUCAGAAGUUACAGUACACAAUUUAUUCCAUGGUGAGAAAGUUAAUGCCUUUGAAGGUACACGCCUGAAUCGUAUAAUAGUUGCUGACUUCUCACCUGUCAUCCAAAACUCACGGGAAUAUCUCUGCUUAGACAGUGUCACAUCUUACUACUGACCAGAAACAAAUGAUCGUCACAACAAAACCGUUUUUGGUUCAUUGAUAUGGCAUACCGUAGAUACCUAUCAGAUGAUUUUUGGUAGAAUCCACCUUGUGUAUCGUCCGAGCUGUAGUCGGUGGUCGCGUGGGUAGAGAUUACAAUUAAAACUCGUUAAGGUAUGAAAUCUUCGCUGU
This is a messenger RNA of Heterobilharzia americana, 870 nucleotides long. The record is from the annotation of a GenBank genome assembly. NCBI's taxonomy places the organism in Eukaryota, Metazoa, Platyhelminthes, Trematoda, Strigeidida, Schistosomatidae.